This is a messenger RNA of Penaeus monodon (black tiger shrimp), 3630 nucleotides long. RefSeq lists its product as uncharacterized. Gene Ontology annotation, biological process: DNA integration. The transcript is spliced from 2 exons. NCBI's taxonomy places the organism in Eukaryota, Metazoa, Arthropoda, Malacostraca, Decapoda, Penaeidae. Bases 1 to 3630 code for a protein of 1209 amino acids. The record is from RefSeq and is a predicted model, not a curated record. Gene Ontology annotation, molecular function: zinc ion binding; nucleic acid binding.
AUGGAGCAGUAUCUCGAUCGGUGGCUAUCCAUGAGUAAAGUUGAGAAAGAUUAUGCUCGCCUGUUUGAUUUCCUUGUCAGGGAACAGUUACUGACAAAUUGCAGUUCUGAUUUACGGGUGUUCUUGAAAGAAAGGGGGUGUGAAAGCGCAACAGAGAUGGCGGAAGCAGCAGAUAGAUAUCGUAGUGCUCACGCAUAUCGCGGAAGCAAGCCUUCAAGGUCAAUGCAAAAACAGAGUUCACCAAAUGUUGAUGACAUUAAAUGCCAUGGAUGUGGAAAGCCUGGUCAUAUCCGUCCGAACUGCCCUAAUAACCCUAGAAACUUUAAACAAAAGACAGAGGGUAAAGUUAAUUUUGUCUUUCAGUCUGAGAUGAAACCACAAAAUAGUAUAAUUGAUGCAGAAGGCAAAUUGUUUGAAAAACCAGCGGAGGUUAUGUUUGACACGGGGUGUUCGACUGUAAUUGUUAAUGACAAAUUAGUGCCAGCAAGAUUUAGAUUAGGGCCUAUGGUUAAGGUCUAUGAUUAUCUUGGGGUUCCAAAUUCAUUCCCCAAAGUCAGAUGUUUUAUUCGAAGUAAAUUUUUUUCAGGGUGGAUUAGUGCCAUUGCAGCUCCCCUUAAAUUUGCAGAUGUGCUUAUCGGACUAGUUCCUGGUGUAAAAUUGCCUGGUAAGUGCGCCACUACCUCGCUCGAGCACGAACAGAGCAAAGAGGCAGGUGAUGAUGCUUCACAAGCUCUUACAAAGGUAAGCGAUGUUUCCAUGGGGAAUGACUACAAAAUCGCUGAUAAAGAGGAUGUUAAUGGGUCUCCUGACGUCAUUGCUAUGAGUGUCCAGACUCGCUCAUCGGUAUCAAAAGCGGCUAAGACUACCUCAUUAGCUUGUUCAGAAUUCUUAGACCUAAAUAUAAAUAAAGUUAAUAUCAUGGAGGAACAGCUAAAUUGUCCAACACUUCAAUCUAUCAGGGAAAAUAUUAAAAGCGGAAAACAUGUGAGAGUAAAAUCGCGCACAGUAAAAUUUGAAAUAAUAAAUGGACUAAUUUACAGGGUAUGUCUUGAGAGCAAAUAUGAUUAUGAAAUUGGAAGUAAGCAACUUGUUAUUCCUGAUAAGUAUAGGAUUCACGUUCUAAAUCUGGCUCAUGAUUCAUUGACUGCCGGACAUUGUUCUCAUCGGAAGACGAGUCUUAAGGUGUUUUCUAAAUUCUAUUGGCCCGGUGCUGGCGCUCAUAUUAAGAGAUAUUGCAGAUCAUGCCCGAUCUGUCAGAAGUUUUCAGCCAAGGGAACUGUACGUAAAGUACCAAUGAAGAAUCUCCCCAUUAUUUCCGAACCAUUUUCGCGUGUUGCUAUAGAUUUAGUAGGACCUUUUUCACCUAGUUCAGAUAGAGGAAACAAGUAUGUGCUUACUUUGAUCGACUACGCGACACGAUAUCCCGAAGCUGUACCUCUGAAAAACAUUGAUACCAUAACCGUUGCGGAAAGCUUGGUAGAAAUAUUUUCGAGAGUUGGUGUCCCGCGAGAGAUCUUAUCUGAUCGCGGUUCUCAAUUCAAAUCUGAUCUCAUGAGUGAAAUUCACAGAAUGUUAUCUGUUAAAGCUUUAUAUACUAGUCCCUAUCAUGCUUCAUGUAAUGGUGCUGUAGAAAGGCUGAACGGUGUCUUAAAAUCAAUGAUAAAGAAACUUUGCGUAGAUCACCCGAAAGCUUGGGAUCGCUAUAUACCUGCUGCCCUAUUUGCUUACAGAGAAAUUCCGAACGACAGUCUUAAGUUUUCUCCAUUUGAGUUAUUGUAUGGACGUCAAAUUCGUGGACCUUUAACAAUUUUACACGAGUUAUGGACAAAAACUGACAUCGAUAGUGACGUAAAAACUACCUAUCAGUAUGUUUUAGAUUUACGCUCACAUCUUGAGGAGACUGCGAAACUAGCAGCUGCUCAAGCGGAGAUUAGCGGUCGUAAUUAUAAGAGCUAUUACGAUCUUAAAACUAAAUGCCGCAAGUUAAACACAGGUGAUGAAGUAUUGGUCUUGUUACCCUCUAGCAGUAAUAAAUUGAUGAUGCAAUGGCUUGGUCCUUACCCCGUUGUGCAUUGCAAAGACAAUGGCGUAGAUUACGUUGUUAAAGUGCGUGGUAUGAAAAAGCUAUUUCACAUCAACAUGCUAAAAAGGUACUUCCGCCGUGACGGCGGCAAAAGCAAAAGCGAAAGUGAAAUUGCUCAGGUAUGCGUAGUUGAAGAAGAGAACCAAGUGGGUAAUAACUGUGAACCAGUUUAUUUUGACAUAGAUGGUAUUAGUAACAUUAAUGUUGGUAAUGAACUAACUGAAAUUCAAAUUAGUGAGUUAAAAGGGAUUCUAAGUAAAUUUACUGAUGUACUGACUGACAAACCGGGUCUAACCAAUACAAUAGAGCAUGUCAUUAAUAUAAACUCUAGUAAACCUGUACGUAAGAAACCAUAUCCCAUCCCUAACAGCCUAGUUAAUGAUUUCAACACCAAGAUUGACAAGAUGUUAGACAUGAACAUUAUUGAACCUUCAACAUCUGCAUUUUCUUCUCCCGUCGUGAUGGUGAAGAAAAGUGAUGGGUCGUGGAGAGUUUGUAUUGAUUUUAGAGCCCUAAAUGACGUAAGUGACUUAGAUGCUGAGCCCAUGCCUAAUACUGAAGAGGCUCUCGGAAGAUUUGUGAACGAUAUUUAUUUCACUGAAAUAGAUCUUUGUAGAGGAUAUUGGCAAAUACCCUUGUUGAAAGAAUCAAAAAUGUAUACUGCGUUUGCCACUCAUAGGGGUCUUAUGCAAUUCAGAGUUAUGCCUUUCGGAUUAAAGUCCGCUUGUGCAACCUUCAUAAGACUAAUGAGGAAAGUGGUCUCCGAAUUGAAAAAUACUGACUGUUAUUUUGAUAAUAUUGUAAUCCAUAAUAAUGAUUGGUCUGAACACCUACAGGACGUGAAAGAUCUUUUGCUGCGUCUACGUAAGCAUAGUUUAACUGCAAGCCCUAGUAAGUGUUUCUUUGGUUUUUCCAAAAUCAAAUAUUUGGGAGUUUUGUUAGGAGAUAAUUGUAUUAGUCCUCUCGAAUCUAAAAUCAAUGCUAUCUUGGUGAUGCCUUUGCCUGUGAAUAAGAAGCAAUUAAGAUCUUUCAUCGGGACUGUUGGUUAUUACCGCAAGUUUGUUCCUAAUUUUGCAAGUAUUGCAGCUCCUUUGCAUGAUCUCCUCAAGAAAAAUAGUAGUAAUAGAUUACAGUGGAAUGAGGAGAAAGUAAAAUGCUUCAACAAACUAAAGUUGUCCUUGGUAUGUAAACCAAUACUUUGUUUGCCAGACGAUUCGAAGACUUUUUAUGUUCGUACUGAUGCUUCUGAUAUUGGUCUCGGAGCAGUAUUACUACAGGAUGUGAACAAUAUUAACAUGCCUAUUUGUUACGCUAGUCGGAAAUUACUAGACAGAGAAGCAAAAUAUGCUGCUAUUGAAAAGGAAUGUCUUGCCAUAGUUUGGACAGACCAACAACCUCUUGUUUAUCUCAAGAAUAUGAAAAAUGGUAAUGGUAGGUUAAUGCGCUGGGCUUUGGCGCUACAGUGUUACUCAUUUACUGUUGAGUAUAUAAAAGGCAGCGAAAAUGUAGGAGCUGACAUUCUUAGUCGUUGCCCUAUACCUGAAUAG